Molecule: messenger RNA, 1401 nt
Organism: Opisthorchis viverrini
Lineage: Eukaryota; Metazoa; Platyhelminthes; Trematoda; Opisthorchiida; Opisthorchiidae
Exons: 4
Biological process (GO): protein lipoylation
Cellular component (GO): cytoplasm; mitochondrion
Molecular function (GO): lipoyltransferase activity
Source: RefSeq, a predicted model, not a curated record
UGGAGACGCAGCGUUUUCAAAAAUCGGCGAGCAAACCAACAGCCAGUGUCAGGACGUGGCUCCUGGUUUCAAAAGGGCAACCGAAAAUCAGUGUUGGGGGAAAUUUCAUAUCGGGAAAAGCUCCCAUGCGAUUUGAAACCCACUCCGUCCCAAUUCCCCUUUUUGAUUCAUUUGACAAGCAUACUAUUUUCUCUUAUUUCAGAUGGUCGCUCUGAUCUAAUUCUCCAGACCAAAACCUUGUUUAUGUCGGUUCCUACUAAAUGAGGUUCUACAAGGAUGUUUCAAAAGCACCCAGUCGUAUUUUCCUUCUUCGAUCCGGUGAUAUUUUUCGGAACUUGGCGUUUGAAACCUGUUUAUAUCUCGAUUCCUCCCGUUUCAAACUUGCCACAGACGGAAUGGUUCCCCCAACAGACAUACUCUUGUGGAAGAGUGAUCCCUGCGUUGUGAUCGGCCGGUUUCAGAGCCCAUGGAAAUAGUGCAAUGUCAGCCUUCUCCGGGAACGACGAUGGCCUUUAGCUCGUCGGCAGUCGGGUGGUGGAGCCGUGUUCCACGAUCAGAACAAUUUGAACAUCUCAUUUGUGGAGGCUCGAGCCGUCCUAGAUAGGCGAAAAUGUAUGGAAUUCCUGAAAGCCACCCUGCAACCGUUGAAACCUGAUACAUGUGUGCACGUCGGUGAUCGCUAUGACUUAUGGAUUUCCGGACCAUCCUGUGAGUCGAAUAAGGCGACCUGGAAAAAAAUUUCGGGUUCGUCCUCUCGACUUGGUGACAAAGUGGCUUAUCAUCAUUGUACACUUCUGUGCAACGCUGAUCUGCACAGCCUAUCUGAAGUCCUUUCUCCAAGCUUUGAAACCUUACAAACUCAAGCAACAUCUAGUGUCCGCAGUCCUGUAGUCAAUCUGGGAAUCGAUGUGGCACAGAUGGAAACCAUACUGGUUGAAGGUGCUCGCGAAUGGCUUUCAGAACGGAGGCGAACACACACUUCGGAUACUCUGGUUCUUCACGUUUUUCCAGGUGAUGAACCGAAUUUUGUCGACCCAGCUCGAUUUGAUCAGAUCCUAAGUGGCUUUCGUGCGUGGUCUUGGAUAUGGGGUUCGUCGCCUGCCUUCCAUUUGGAUCUUUCUGAAUUCCUGCCUAAUCCAUCGCCUAUAGGACGUCUAUUACUACACUGUAAACGUGGUGGUGUAGUUCAGUCCCUGGAAUUCUCCUCCAACGUCGUGGCAUUGCAAGGCUUUGUCGAUGCAUUGUCCAAUGCUCUUGCAGGUUCGGAGAUUCGUACUUCUUCUUGGCAUGGUUUGUUGGAUCUAUUCCAUGCCCAGUGGCAAUUUGAGCAUUCGGAACAGACCUGGUUGGAAGAACAAGAUUUUGUUCUAAGAGCCCUGCGGAUAUUUUCUGAUAGGAUCU